AUGCAUGUUUUUAUUAACAAACCUGAAACAUCUAUUUCUGCAGCUUCAACUUCAACUUCAACUUCCUCCUCCACAUCUAUUUCUGCAGCUGAUAUCAAUGUCACUCCUCUGAGACAGCUAGUCAUUAUGUCAACACGUAGUGAUAGAGAUUGGAUGUACAAAAGGUUAGAUCAUGGGUAUCUUAGCAUAGCAUAUCAUGCAUCCGUCAAAGGAUUUCUAGAUGUUGCUUUUUCUAAUGAAGCAACUGUUGAUGGAGAUUAUAUUAGAUGUCCUUGUUUUAAAUGCAAGAACAUGUAUUAUAAAACAAGAGGUGAUGUAGAGCUUCACUUGUUACAAAACGGUUUCACUCCUAAUUACACAACUUGGCGGGCACAUGGUGAAAGAAAUACGAUAUCUCAGCAUGAGGAAGAAUCUUCUAAUCCGAUGCAGGAUCCGAUGGAAGAUGAUGAUGAUGAUGAUCUUAAUGGUGGUCGUGAUGCUGGAGAUAGAAAUGCAUCCCAAUCAUACAAUGAUGCAGAAAGUCAACCUUCUUCUUCAGUUAGAGGAUCAAACAUCUUAGAACAAGUUCCAAGUAACCCAUCAAAAAGGAAGUUCAUUGAAGUCGAUUCUGAAAAGGAAUUUAUGGAUCAGAUUUCAGUGAUCAGAGCCAUCACAUGUAUACUGAAGACGAUGUUUGACGGCCCAUGGACCUCAUGGAAGAAGGUUGACAAAGAACAUCGUGAUGCAAUGUGGGAACACUUCAAGGGUUUGUAUGUUUGGCCCGAAGAGACUGAUGUUCUUGCUCGCAAGGUAUGGGAAGACUGUAUGAAGAAACGAUUUCCUGACGUAAUGCGAAGAGCACGUGAAGCAUCUUUAAAACUUGCCAAAGCUGCAAAUGUGAAUGCCUCACUAGAAGGGAAAAAUAACAGAAAUAAAUUAGAAGAUGGUUCUGUUUCCAAACAUACCGGGGGUUCUAUAUCUAUUCGUCAACAUAAGAAAAGAAUGCAAGCAAUUCUUAAACGCCCUCCUACAGGAGUUGAACUUUAUGCAAGGUUGCACACUAAACGGUCUACUCAAGAGUACAUUACACCAAAGGCAGCUAAAGUUAAGGAGGCUUAUGAAAGUGCUAUGGUGGCUAAGUUUGGUGAUGAUACUAGUUGCCACCCCCUCUUGGAUAAUGAAACAUGGUGUGAUGUUUCCGGAGGAGUCAAGAAAGGAAGAAUAUAUGGAUUCGGAUCUGUGUCUGAUCCAGCGAGCUUUUUGGAAGGAACAUCUAGUACAAUAACAUCCCAAGAGGUUGUCUAUGAACGUGUACGAAACGAGAUGCGUGGCGAAAUGGAUGCUAAAGCUGCAGAAAUGGAAGCUAAACAUCAACAAAUGCAUGUAUGCAGCCUUGCAAAAUAUGAUGGGAAAUUGAAAAGUAAAGGAAUGAGAACCGAAGAUGAUUGGAUGGACAUGAAACGAAGAUAGCAGCUAAAAUGUUAUUUUGAAGGUUAAACUUUUUUCUGUUUGUACCUCUUUUGCAUACUUUGGAUUUCUUGGUUCUAAAAUGUUAUUUUGAAGUUAAAUCGUUGGGAGUUUGAUGUUAUGUGGAUAGUUUCGUUUUUGGAUGUUUCUUGAAUGACACUUUGGUAAACUUUGAUAAUUUUGGUAUUGUAAUGCUUGAUUGUAUCAUUAUUUGAUGUUCUUUAGUAUAAUAAUUUGAUGAUUGUAGUAUUUUUUUUCUUUUAGAAUCAUAAUAAAAAAAAUGAUAUUACAAGUUCGUGGUGAGAAAAUAAAAAGUAUUUUAAUGCAUGAAUUUUGCGAGGGAUUAGCUACGGAAAAAAAAUCAUGUCUAAAGUGCGACGGAUCAGCGACGGAAAGGAAAAAAAUUUAAUGUAUGAACUUUGCAAGGGAUUAGUGAUGAAAAAAAUUCAUGUCUAAAGUUUGCGAUAGAUCAGCAACGGAAAAAAAAAAUAGUAUAUGAAUUUUCCAAGGGAUUAGCUACGGAAAAAAAAAAAAACUGUUCAUGGAAAUUUGCGACAGAACAGCGACGGAAUGCAUUGAGUGACAUUUAGUGACAUUUAGCGACAGAUAUUCUGUCGCUACCUUUGUGGCAAGGAAAAACCCAAUCCGUCGCUAAAACCGUAGCUGAGAAAUUAGCCACCUUUUUAUUACCUAUGGAGUGAAUCUGUCGCUGAUCCAUUGCAAACAGCAUUUAGCGACGGAAUAGCGACGGAUUUUUCCGACGGUAAAACCCAUGUUUCUAGUAGUGUAUUGAUAGAUGUCUACCCAGGAUAGGACCAAGCAACAUGUUGAGAAUGCAUAAAUUUCUUCAAGAGUUUGGAAAGAGAUUUAUCACUAGGAGUCAUUAAUUCUGUUCUAUCAAGAAAAUGCAACAUAAUAUUUACACUUCCAAGUAACUAUCUGUUUUCGUAGCAUUUUGUAUUAUAUCC
Molecule: messenger RNA, 2414 nt
Organism: Lactuca saligna
Lineage: Eukaryota; Viridiplantae; Streptophyta; Magnoliopsida; Asterales; Asteraceae
Source: the annotation of a GenBank genome assembly